GUAUUUGCACGAAAUAUCCCAGAAAAGCUUCUAAAUUCACAAAUAUGGCGUGGCUCAAUAAAUGAGAAGAGACGCCAUUUCGUGGCUGGAUGACGCAGUUACGUCAGAUAGCGUCGUAACUAAGGAGGUUGAAAGACUGAUGUUUUUGCCCGUUAUUUUUCUUAUAUUUGGAAAUGGCUGCUAAAGCGACCACUAUAAAAGAGGCCAUCAAACGGUGGGAAGACAAAACAGGUCAACAAGCCGCCACCGCCACUGAAGUUAGUUUGAUUUUCCAAUGGCCACCGAUAGAAAAAAUGGAUAACUCUCUAUCUUGCCUAACCAAUUGCGAAAAGUUGAGCCUCUCAACGAACAUGAUUGAAAAAGCUUCUGGGUUAAAUAGUUUGAAAAAGCUUCGUAUCCUUUCUUUAGGAAGAAACUAUAUAAAAUCAUUUGCCGGUAUGGAGUGUAUAGGGGACACACUAGAAGAACUUUGGGUGUCUUACAACUUAAUAGAGAAAUUAAAAGGAAUCAAUGUAUUGAGAAACUUGAAGGUUCUGUACAUGAGUAACAACUUGGUGAAAGAGUGGAGCGAAUUUAACAAACUGCAGGAACUUCCUCUACUAGAAGACUUGCUUUUCGUUGGUAAUCCCUUGUACGAUGGGUGCGAACUCGAGGCGUGGCGUGCCGAGGCGGCCAGAAGGCUGCCCAACUUGAAAAAACUGGACGGGGAGACCGUUCUCAGAGAAGACGAACCGCCUCUGACAGUUGCUGAUAUGAAGCCUGACGGAGGGGAUGCCGUAGAAACGCUAGUUAGCGCGGAAACGAACGAUUAACCGCCUCAUAGUCAUUGAUCAUAAAUUAUGACAACAUUCUUGCUACAAAUAAAACAGGGUACAGCUGGCGUGCUCUGGUCCAGUUGAUGGUCUUCGAAACUCAACGAGCUAUAAAACGAUUACUUACCUGCGUGCAUCGUGACAUUUUAGUUUUGCAAGUUUCGACAGCUUUAUUGAUUUACUUACAUAAUUUUAUUUAAAGCAGGUGAAAAUGCUUCAAUAACAAUUGGUUUUAAUAUUUGUAUAAUUUGUUCAAAUUAUAAUAGUUUAAA
Cydia pomonella (codling moth) is the source of this 1084-nucleotide messenger RNA. RefSeq names its product dynein axonemal light chain 1-like. NCBI's taxonomy places the organism in Eukaryota, Metazoa, Arthropoda, Insecta, Lepidoptera, Tortricidae. The record is from RefSeq and is a predicted model, not a curated record. Gene Ontology annotation, molecular function: protein kinase binding. Gene Ontology annotation, cellular component: cytoplasm. The coding region runs from base 174 to 812 and encodes 212 amino acids. The transcript is spliced from 6 exons.